Messenger RNA from Arctia plantaginis, 882 nucleotides. Lineage: Eukaryota; Metazoa; Arthropoda; Insecta; Lepidoptera; Erebidae. The record is from the annotation of a GenBank genome assembly.
AUGAAAGGUCUCACUGUGCUAAUAUUGGUUGUAUACGCCACGUUCGCGCAUGUUGCGGAUGCAAAUGUGAUUGGAGUAGACCAAUGUCCACCUGAACAGGAACACGAUUGGUCUAUAGAACAUUUAAUGAGGCAUGAGAAUUGCAACAUGUACUAUCAUUGUGUCUAUGGGCAACCUCUGGCGAGAUAUUGUCCUGGAAACUUGUAUUUCGACUUGAGUACUUGGCGAUGCGAAUGGCCUCAUCUUGUGGACUGUCAAGAUAGAAUUAUACCUCCUCCACCAACAGUUGUUCCUCCCACAACGACUCCAUCUACUACAACUACAACCACACCUGCUCCAACAACAACUACAACCACUCCCGCUCCAACUACAACUACAUCAACAACGACCACGACAACGCCCGCUCCAACAACGACUACAUCAACUACGACUACGACAACUCCCGCUCCAACAACAACUACAUCAACAACAACCACUACGACUCCUGCUCCAACCACUACGUCAACUACGACCACAACAACUCCAGCUCCGACAACAACCACGACAACAACAACCACUACGACUCCUGCUCCAACAACUACCACGACAACAACAACCCCCGCGCCUACAACUACUACAUCAACAACCCCGGGUAUUGAUUUCCUUGAAAACGGAUGCCCUGUAGACCCACACAUUCACUGGCUUCUACCACACGAGUAUGAUUGUAAUUUAUUCUACUAUUGUGUUUGGGGAUCAAAGGUGCUACGACAGUGCCCCGGUGUAUUACAUUUCAAUACUACGAUACAGGUCUGCGACCACCAAGUUGACGCCGGUUGUACACUCCCUGGUAGAGCGCAGUUUCAGCUCAACCAAAAACUAGAAAGACUGCUGAGACGAGGUUGA